AUGAGUCAUGUUGAAAAAGUUUAUUUAAUGAAUGUUGCAUUAUACAUUAAUGACAAAACCAGUCUUAUCAGAUUUAUGACUGUUAAUAAAAAAUGUAAGUCUUCAUUAGAAGAUUUAAAAAUAAAUCCAUACAUCCCAAUACCUCCUACUGCAAGUGAAAAACAAAAAGUAGAGCAUAUACUUUUUAUAUCUAAAAUGUUUAGUCACAUAGAAACUCUUCAAUGUACUCUAGAUUUAUUAACAAUUAAAUUAAAAAGAAAUGAACUAUUUAACAAAAUUACUUAUAUUCGUCUAGUAAAUUUUGAAAGUUUUAAUUCUUCAUUAAAAGUAAAAAGUUAUAAUUAUUCUAAAAUCGAAAAUUUAUAUUUAACAAACUCAUUAAAUUCUAUUCAUAAUGUUCAGUAUUUUCCUAAACUAAAAAGACUUAUUUUAUAUAAUCUUUUGUUAUCAUCAAGUAUUCUUCAUAUUAUUAAGAACUCUCCAUAUCUUAAAGAGAUUAUUUGUUUAGAUUGUGUUAAAUCUCAAUGGAGUAUUGAAGAAAUAAUUUGGUUAUUCUCAUGUGUUAAUUUAAGUGAUAUUAAAUUAUCAAUUGUAUAUAGAGAUCCUUCAAUUAAUAUUAAAGAAUGUUAUAAUGACUUUAGUAAUGAAUUAAAAGGUGUUGAUGUUAAAAUGUUAUACAUUGGAAGUGAUAUUGAAAUUGGAGGAUAUGCUUUUGUUAAUGAUAUGAUUAGUUCAAGUGUAUGUACAAUAACAGGGCCUUUUAAUAAUAUGAAUUCUGAAAUUCAAAAGAAAGACAUACCACAACCAAGUAUUAAACAAGAAGAUGAAAUUUUAAAUAAUACUUUAAAGUGUAUUAAUGAAUAUCAUUAUUACAGUAAUGAUUGUGUUAAGAUUUCUAUGCCAAAUCUUUCAUCAAUUAAUAAAAUUAUUUUUGGUUGUCGUACAUUAGUUAAUUGUAAUUUAGAAAGUGUUAAUGAUAUGUCAAUAACAAAUAUAAGUUGUAUUAAAUUAAAUUGUUAUGGUUGUCGUAAUCUUAAUAUAUACAUUAAAAGAAUUAAUGAAUUGAACAUUCAAUAUUGUAUUGGUGUUACAAUAAUUUCACAAGUUCAAAAAUGUAUUUCUAUAGGAAAAUCAAUAGAUGUUAUUACUACUUCAUAUAAACAACCUGAUUUUAUAAAUACACUUAAUUUAUGCUCAUCUGUAAAUACUAAAAUUAUUAAUCAAAAUGUUAUUCAUUGUAACAUAAAUGAAUCAUAUAAUAUUAGUUUUAAUUCUUGUAAAUUAAAUAGAAUGACUAUUGAGAAUUCUUGUCGUAUUACUUUUGAUAAAUCUUCUUACUUUUAUCAAUCAGAUAGUAAAUUAAAAAUUUUAAAUUCUUAUAAUAAUAAUAUUCUAUUACCAUUAUCUAUUAAACACUUUAAUAUUAUUGGAGGUAUUCAUCCCAUAAAGUUAUCAGAUCAAAUUUUAAAUGAAAUUUCUUUGUUUGGUACUGUACAAUCAAUUCGAAAGAAAAAGAAAAUUAUUGUUCUUCGUUAUGAUUUACUUAAACCAAAAGUAUUAGCCCCAAUGAAAUAUCAUAUUAAAAUUAAUGACCCAAAUAUUAAAUCUAUUGAAUAUGGAAAUUGCAAAAAGGUUACAUUAGAAAUGAGCCCAUCAUCUCAUUUUAAAUGUGAUAGAGUUGAUGUCCUAAAAGUAAAAAGUCCUAAUAUUUUAAUAGAAGCAAAUUAUAUAGGAAAACUAAUCAUUGUUGAUGAUGUUCCUAUUACUUUUCUCAAUUCACCUUUAAUUGAUAAAAAAGUCUGUUCUCUUAGUGAUUGUCAAAUACUUAUAGGUAAACCAAAUAAAAUACUUGAAGAAUGUUACGAAGAAAUAAAAAUAAAAGACGUGUGUGAAUUUUUAAAUUCUGAUGAUGUAUUGAAUUUGAAAUUAUUUCCUUUCAAAAAAGUUACAAUAUGCCUUGGUUCAUACCAUGAUUUUUAUACCUCGAAAACAGAACCUUCAAUUAUUUAUAUAGCAUUACACAAAUUAGUAGAAAAAAUAAAAGCACCAGAUAACCUUAAAGUAAGUAUUGUUGAAGGUGGAAACGAUUCUUUUCCUUUAAUACGUCAACUGAAGCUAAUGCAUUCAUAUAGCAUUUUUUUGAGAAAAAAGAAAGAAUCAGUUAAUAGAAAACAAAUACAAGAAAUAACAUGUUCUAAUAAUGUUAGGAAUUUGGUUAUUAGAAACUGUAACAACUUAAAAUUAAUAAAAGGUACUAAACGUUUGAAAAAGGUUCAUAUUCAAUCAUGUGCUAAUUUAGUAGAAUUAACUGGGUUGUCAAAAACAGUUAAUUUACAAAUAAGAAAUUGUCCUAAACUUAUAAUACAAAAGUAA
Molecule: messenger RNA, 2373 nt
Organism: Entamoeba dispar SAW760
Lineage: Eukaryota; Evosea; Mastigamoebida; Endamoebidae
Exons: 1
Coding region: 1-2373 (790 amino acids)
Source: RefSeq, a predicted model, not a curated record